This is a messenger RNA of Orcinus orca (killer whale), 4288 nucleotides long. RefSeq names its product serum response factor (gene SRF). NCBI's taxonomy places the organism in Eukaryota, Metazoa, Chordata, Mammalia, Artiodactyla, Delphinidae. The transcript has 8 exons. The record is from RefSeq and is a predicted model, not a curated record. Gene Ontology annotation, biological process: positive regulation of transcription by RNA polymerase II. Gene Ontology annotation, molecular function: serum response element binding; protein dimerization activity; DNA-binding transcription factor activity, RNA polymerase II-specific. The coding region runs from base 390 to 1997 and encodes 535 amino acids.
GAAACAUUGUAUCUCUUUAUAUGGGGGGAAGGGUCGGGGGAUCCCUCGCCACCAGCGCGUGGUCCCGGCCCCCUCCACCCGCCGUCUCGGCCGCGGCCAGCAGCCCCUGCCCCCCGGGGGACGCUGACGGCCGCCGGGCGCGCCGCCCUAGAGUACGGACAGGGGGCGCUCCGCGCGGCCUGGGGCAACCCGGGCCACAGGGCCAGGAAAGUGAGGGCCCAGGUCGGCCCGGGCGUGCAGGGGCCCCGGGUUCGCAGCGGCAGCGGCGGCAGCGAUAGCGGCACUAAGCAGCAGCGGGAGCGCCGGGUUGAGCCGGGAAGCCGAUGGCGGCGGCGGCGGCGGCUCCGAUUCCUCGCUGACUGCCCGUCCGCCCUCCUACUUUGAGCGCCAUGUUACCGAGCCAAGCUGGGGCCGCGGCGGCGCUGGGCCGGGGCUCGGCCCUGGGGGGCAGCCUGAACCGGACCCCGACGGGGCGGCCAGGCGGUGGAGGCGGCGGCGGGACUCGCGGGGCUAACGGGGGCCGGGUCCCCGGGAACGGCGCGGGGCUCGGCCCGGGCCGCCUUGAGCGGGAGGCUGCAGCAGCAGCGACAACCACCCCAGCGCCCACCGCGGGGGCCCUCUACAGCGGCAGCGAGGGUGACUCGGAGUCGGGCGAGGAGGAGGAGCUGGGCGCGGAGCGGCGCGGCCUGAAGCGGAGCCUGAGCGAGAUGGAGCUCGGCGUGGUGGUCGGUGGGCCCGAGGCGGCGGCGGCGGCCACUGGGGGCUACGGGCCGGUGAGCGGCGCAGUGAGCGGCGCCAAGCCGGGUAAGAAGACUCGGGGCCGCGUGAAGAUCAAGAUGGAGUUCAUCGACAACAAGCUGCGGCGCUACACGACCUUCAGCAAGAGGAAGACGGGCAUCAUGAAGAAGAAACCAAGGCUGCUUCCAGUGGGUUGUGGAACUUUGUUGGGAGUGAGGAUGCUAUCUAUGGGGCCAUCCUUGAAGGCCUAUGAGCUGUCCACGCUGACAGGGACACAGGUGCUGUUGCUGGUGGCCAGUGAGACAGGCCAUGUGUAUACCUUUGCCACCCGCAAACUGCAGCCCAUGAUCACCAGUGAGACUGGCAAGGCACUGAUUCAGACCUGCCUCAACUCGCCAGACUCUCCACCCCGCUCAGACCCCACCACAGACCAGAGAAUGAGUGCCACGGGCUUUGAAGAAACAGAUCUCACCUACCAGGUGUCGGAGUCCGACAGCAGUGGGGAGACCAAGGAUACACUGAAACCGGCCUUUACUGUCACCAACCUGCCGGGUACCACCUCCACCAUCCAGACAGCACCCAGCACCUCUACCACCAUGCAAGUCAGCAGCGGCCCCUCCUUUCCCAUCACCAACUACCUGGCACCAGUGUCUGCUAGCGUCAGCCCCAGCGCUGUCAGCAGUGCCAACGGGACUGUGCUGAAGAGUACAGGCAGUGGCCCUGUUUCCUCUGGGGGCCUCAUGCAGCUGCCUACCAGCUUCACCCUGAUGCCUGGUGGGGCAGUGGCCCAGCAGGUCCCAGUGCAGGCCAUUCAGGUGCACCAGGCCCCACAGCAAGCGUCUCCCUCUCGCGACAGCAGCACAGACCUCACGCAGACCUCCUCCAGCGGGACAGUGACGUUGCCCGCCACCAUCAUGACGUCAUCUGUGCCCACAACUGUGGGAGGUCACAUGAUGUACCCCAGCCCCCAUGCAGUGAUGUAUGCACCCACCUCGGGCCUGGCUGAUGGCAGCCUCACCGUGCUCAAUGCCUUCUCCCAGGCACCAUCCACCAUGCAGGUGUCCCACAGCCAGGUCCAGGAGCAAGGUGGCGUCCCCCAGGUGUUCCUGACAGCGCCAUCUGGGACAGUGCAGAUCCCUGUUUCUGCAGUUCAGCUUCACCAGAUGGCUGUGAUAGGGCAGCAGGCCGGGAGCAGCAGCAACCUCACCGAAUUACAGGUGGUGAACCUGGAUGCCGCCCACAGCACCAAGAGUGACUGAUCCGCCCUGCCGCCCUGGACAGAUGGCCCAAGGGAUGGCACCACUUAUUUAUUGUUGCCUUUUCACGUUUUCUUUACACACAUGUUGACGGGCCGCAGGAGGGAGGCGGGGAGGAGCAGUGGGCAGCCACAGGACUGAGCCCUCUCACUCCAGCCAAAGAAAUGGGCCAGCCUGCCCUCCACCCCAUCCUCCCUCACCCUCCCCUCCUUCUAGCUCCACCUCCCAUCUCUGUCGAUGGUGGGGCUGUCCUGCCUCCUCAGACUCCCCUUGCCAGCUUGGCUCCGUGUUUGCCAUGAGUAUUAGCUUACCCAAUGGGACCGUGCUCCCCCUCCCACACACAGGUCUCUGUGGGACGAGGCACUGUGUCCCCCUGAGGAAGCAGUCGGGGUCCUCUCCCCAGCCUCCUUGCUGACCCCACGUCAGCUCUGCGUCUGCCACAGGCUGGGUCAAAAGAGCCCUAACCCUGCCCCUCAGGGAGCCAGCUGGGGAGAUGGGGCUUCUUCCCUCAAGACUUGCCCGUGCCUGUGGCCCCUGCAGCUGCUGAGUAGCGGGGCCUGUGCGCGGAGCAGAUUCCUUGGGUGACCUGCCCUGCCCAGCCGCUCUCCUCGGAACUCCGGGGGCUACUGGGUUGGAGGGAACCACCGGUGUUCCCUCUCCCCGUCUUCCCCCCCGUCCUCCCAGCUGCUUUACUUAAAGUUGAUUUUGAACUUUUUAUUUGAGGAGACGAAGUGAAAACAAAUCUAUAAAUAUAUAUUUUUAAAAUAUUUAACUUUUUUUUAUGGCGUUUUUCUCGUCCCCCUCCCUGCCCAAGCUCCCCUUCCCUGGGGAGCCCUGGGGCUCCCUGGAGCUGGCUGGGCUUCUGUGGACAGAGCUGCCCCAUGAGCUUGGGGCCCGCCAGUGUACGGGGGAGAUGCUGGGAUCACCCGGUCCUGGGUUGUUUCCAGGAGAAAACCGGGGGAGGGGCCCUCAGGCCAUGCCCCAACGGGGUGGGGAGGGUGACCCACAGCUCUGGGCCUCUUUUUGUCCUUCAGGGCUGUUGCUAGGGAGAGGGAAAAGGGAGACCAAAUGUGGGGAUGGGGGUGGGAGGGUGUCAGAGGCAACCGACUUCAUUUGUGCCACACGCAUGGGCAUUGCAGCCUUGUGUGCCCCCAGGCCUGCAGCUGCCUGGGGCCCAAGUUGCAGUGAGCAGGGUGGGGUCUGGGAGGGGGCGGAAGGCAGGAAUGGGGGGGCAGAAGAAAUGGGAGCAGCUCUUGGGCUGAGUGUGGGGAUAGGGGAGCCAGAAAUGGCAGCUCUCCCAGGGAGUGAGCAGCUACUGUAACUUUUUAAAAUUAAGACAAAAAGCCUUGAAGAAAAUGACUUUAUUUUUCUAAGUGUAACCUCAGUAUUUAUGUAAUUUGUACAGGGGCCGUGCCCCACCCCCUCUACCUGCUUUGGGGUAGACCUUGAGGGUGGGCCAACAUGGGGGAGGGUCUUUUACCCUGUGUCAGAGCCUACCUUUACCACCUGUAUCCAGAGAGGGAGCUUUUCCAGAACAGGGCAGCGGUGGAGUGGAGUUUUAUUAACCCCUUAGGACUGCCUUCAGUAGGAACAAGCCUGCUUCUGUGAUUAGGUGAAGGGGUGGGGGAAAUUUUUACGCACAGCCUAGUUAUCAAGGGGGUGAUUUGCCGACAUGUUUGAGAACCUCCGAACCUCUAACCCCCGUUGCUGUCUUGCCCCAGUUUGGGGUGCCAAGAUGGAAGUCAUCUUUCUGGCUUUCUCCUGGAGGUAGCUGGGGGCUUAUGGGUGGCUUACAAGAUUGGGGCAUGGCAAAUCAGGGGCUAGAGAGUGGGGGAGCUUGGGACUCAGGUCUGUAACUGCCCAGCCCCUUUUCUCUGCUCUUGUUUUCACUCCACCAUCACUCACUCACUCCCCCCUCUCACCCAGGGGAGGAGACCUUGAUGAAUUCCUCCUCUCCUUCCCACAAAAGACAGACCCAGUGAGUGAAUCAGGCAAAGUGCUUAUAAUGUGUGUUGUGUGAGCGUGGCCUUGGGAGAACAUGUGUGCGUCAGGGAUGAGGUGGCAUUUAUAUGUGCAGCGACCCUUGGUGUUUCCCUUCCUUGGUGGCUCUGGGGUGUGUGUGUGUGCCUGAGUGAAUGUGUGUGUGUGAAUGUGGGGUGUGUAUGUUAGUGGUUUCUACUUCCCUGGGAUGCUGACCCAGGAAUAGUGGACAUGGUCACAGUCCUAUGUACAGAGCUUUCUUUUGUAUCAAGAAAAAAUACUCUUUCAAUAAAUGUAUCAUUUUUGUGCACAGA